Sceloporus undulatus (fence lizard) is the source of this 5899-nucleotide messenger RNA. It is a transcript of the gene SRL, whose product is annotated as sarcalumenin. Bases 148 to 2913 code for a protein of 921 amino acids. The transcript has 8 exons. The record is from RefSeq and is a predicted model, not a curated record. Gene Ontology annotation, molecular function: GTP binding. Lineage: Eukaryota; Metazoa; Chordata; Lepidosauria; Squamata; Phrynosomatidae.
GGCUCUGCCCUCCUCCGGGGGCUCCUCCUCCCCGGCUGCUGCCCCUACUUGGUCCGGCGGAGGCUGGGCGAGGGGCCGGAGGCAGGGCUGUCCCUGCGCUGGGCUGCUCUCCUCGGGCCCCGUCCACUCGCCUGCCAGCCGGGCAUCAUGAGGGCAGCGGGGCUCUGCGCCUGGGCCCUGGCCCCGAUCCUCCUCCUCCUCGCCUUGGCCUCCGCAGAACUGCAAGUUUCUGCCCUGGAUGCUGGCACAGAAGACUCUGCCAUCUUUGCCGAGGGCAGCUUGUUGCCUGGAGACCCAAGCCUAGCUGAGAAGAAGGAGCUGCUCUAUGAAGAGGCGGCUGGUGGUGGUGGUGGUGGUGCUGCUGCUGCUCCCAUGCCUCCCGGAACAGGGGCUUCCCUCCAGCCCCCCAGCAGCCAUGAAGAAGAAGAAGAAGGAAAAGGAGGAGGAGAAGAAAAGGAAGCUGGCACAGACCCUGACGGAGCCUCCCAGACCGAUGCCAAUCUGGAGGUCCAUGUUGACAUCCCAGGGGACCAAGACACCCAUGUGGCCAAGGCAGAGAAUGCUCCUGAAGCAGGGCAUGGAGAAGGUGGAGCAGACAACCCGAUCCAGGCAGGGAGGGUGCCAGCUGGAGAGGAGGCUCAGAAAGAGAGGCAGGGACCCCCAGAGAGGGACGGGCCAGGGUCUGCCCCAGGCAGAAGUGGAGAGCUCUCCCAGGGCCUCCUCCAGGCCUUGGAGGACAGACCUACAGGAACCACUGAUGUGACUGCGGAAGAAGCUGGUGCAGCCCCUGAGCAGAAGAGUCCCCUGAGUGGCCCUGUGCCCACAGGGGACACGCUGGCACCAGGCACGGCACAGGAGGGUUUCCAGGAACAGGAAGGCCAAGAGGCACCUGAGGAAGGAGAUGGAAAGGAAGAGGAAGGAAUGGCAAAGCAAGGGGCCCAGGAAGAUCCCAGCUCACCAGCCAAGGAAGAGGAAGAGGCAUCCAGGGUGGCAAAGGUGCCAGGUGGAGGGCUUGAGGAUGGGGAGGACUCUGAGGAAGGAGAGGAGUCUUCUGAGGAAGAAGAAGAUGGUGAGGAGGAAGAAGGAGAUGAUGAAGAAGAAGGAAGGUCAUCAGAGGAGGUUUCUGCAGAGGAAGGAGCAGCAUCUCAGCCAGAGGAAGAAGGCGAGGCUGGUGGUGCUCCUGGAGCCAUAGAGAAGGGGUCACAUGAGGAGGAAGGCGAGCAGCCUGUCCUAAGGAAAGGGACAGAGGAGGGAGCACCAGAGGAGGCCGCCCACAGAAGUGCCAACCCACCCUCCAUUCCUGAAGGGGAAGCCCACUUCCAGCGCCAAGAGGAAAACCUGAGUGGAGCAGCACAGGCACCGGGCUCCUCCAGUGAAGGGGGUGCCCACCGUAUAGAUCAGGAGAUGCCCACUGGCAAGAAUGUCCACCCCACGCCAGCAGCAGACACCCUCCCCAAAGCAGCCAGCCCUGCAGACCAGGGCAACCCCCCAGCACCGAGUGCAGCUCCGAGAGAAGAGGUAGAGGACACUGUGGCGGAGUCGGCCAAGAGGGACCGUUCCCACAUCGAGAACACCCUGAAGCUCAAGGAGGAGAAGCCUGCAGACGAUUACUCAGGUACCAUCCUGCAGAGGCUCAGGAAGAUCUACCACACGUCCAUCAAGCCCCUGGAGCAGUCCUACAAGUACAAUGAAUUGCGGCAGCACGAGAUCACAGCUUACCCUGGACGCACCUUGGGCUCUUCAGCCACAGAUGGAGAGAUUACUUCCAAGCCAAUGGUGCUUUUCCUGGGACCAUGGAGCGUUGGCAAAUCAACCAUGAUCAACUACCUCCUGGGGCUGGACGAUACUCCCUACCAGCUGUACACAGGGGCUGAGCCCACCACCUCUGAAUUCACCGUCAUCAUGCAUGGCCCCAAGCUGAAGACCAUUGAAGGCAUUGUGAUGGCUGCGGAUAGCGCCCGCUCUUUCUCGCCUCUUGAGAAGUUUGGCCAGAACUUCUUGGAGAAGCUGAUUGGGAUUGAGGUCCCUCAUAAGCUUUUGGAGAGGGUUACCUUUGUGGAUACGCCCGGCAUCAUUGAAAACCGGAAGCAGCAGGAAAGAGGCUACCCAUUCAAUGAUGUCUGCCAGUGGUUCAUCGACAGAGCUGACCUCAUCUUCGUGGUCUUUGACCCCACAAAGCUGGAUGUGGGUCUGGAACUGGAGAUGCUUUUCCGCCAGCUGAAGGGUCGGGAGUCUCAGAUCAGGAUCAUCCUGAACAAAGCAGACAGCCUGGCCACGCAAGAGCUCAUGCGGGUGUAUGGCGCCUUGUUCUGGAGCCUGGCUCCCCUGAUCAAUGUCACGGAGCCCCCCAGGGUCUAUGUCAGCUCCUUUUGGCCCCUGGAUUACCAUCCUGACACCCACAAAGAACUCUUCCUGAAAGAGGAGAUCUCCCUCCUGGAAGACCUGAACCAGGUGAUUGAAAACAGGCUGGAGAACAAGAUUGCCUUCAUCCGCCAACACGCUAUCCGGGUCCGCAUCCACGCACUCCUCGUUGACCGUUACUUGCAAACCUACAGGGAUAAAAUGACCUUCUUCAGCGAUGGAGAGCUGGUGUUCAAGGACAUUGUAGAGGAUCCAGACAAGUUCUACAUCUUUAAGUCCAUCCUGGCAAAGACCAACGUCAGCAAAUUUGACCUCCCCAAUCGCGAGGCCUAUAAGGACUUCUUUGGGAUCAACCCCAUUAACACUUUCAAGCUUCUGGCUCAGCAGUGUUCCUACAUGGGAGGGUGUUUCCUGGAGAAGAUUGAGAGGGCCAUCACCCAUGAGCUGCCAGACCUUUUGGGGAGUGUCGGCCUGGGGAAGAAGCCCAGCGUCCUUUCCUGCGACACGACGGGCUGCGGUGAAACUCCCAAGAACCGCUACAAGAAACAUUAACAGGCUGUCCAGUGUUAACCACUCCUGUGUCCUUGUUGGUGAAUGAGCUUAUGUCUUAUCUGUCCAAGAAGCCAAGGUUUGCUAACCCUUCAAGUGCCACGUGUGGCAAGAGCUAAUGUAAAAUGAGGACUUUUGGAGUCACUGACAUCGUUGGCAAGGGAGCUAGGGGAGCCUAGGAGAGAGAAUAAAACACUGUGAAUACCUGACUUUUCUUAUCUAAGCUUUGUUACUUUAAGUAGGAGGCCAUGAACCAAGCUGUAGGUCAAGGGGACAGCCACCCCUUUAUAUGGCCCUAAGCACCCAGGAAGGAAGGAAGGAAGGAUUGGAGCACCAAGAGAAGGCCGAAGAGGCUAGGCUCUUCUCCAUAAGCAUUGCUUCCAUCAGAAACCAGGUAUAAAGUUCUUGCGGCAUCCUGAGUGCUGCAUGUGGGACUGAGGACCAUAGAAUCCAUCUCAUUGUCCUCCAGCCUUUCCUUCUAGACCUCACAGCUUACCAGCAUCUGCUCUUCAUGGGCUGCAUCUUAGCAUUCCCCUGUGCAUCUGUGCUUCCUCCCCCAGACUGCAAGGAUCCAGACUGUUCUUUAAAAUCUGGGUUCUGCCCUGUCUGUAAACUAAAUUCAAGGCAUUCCCCUACUCCCUGUUUCCAAACAAGAGAGAAAUUCUCCAGCAUGGGUAGGCAUCUAUGUGGCAAUUCCAGAAGGAGUCUUACCAAGCCUGGCCUUUUGGGAGUCCUGUCUGAAGUGGAGGCUGAUUUGUGUGGGGUGUGCAUGCAUGCACAUGGGAAGCUGUUGGCGCAAGCCUGGGAUUGCAAGUCACAGCACUUCCAUUGCUAAUGCUUGACAUGCUAACAGAGUCCUGUCCCAUGCUUGCUGGUUCCUGAGCCUCAGCGUUAGUUCUGCCGCUCUUAGCAUCUGGCUGCUGUUGCUGCUGCUGCUUUUCUUCCAGGCUGCUCUCUGUGGGUUUUUAACCGUAAGGUGUCUGUUUUUGCUUCACAAUGGAUUUGUUUCCGUAUCCCAUCACCUAGCUUAGGAACUGGCUGCAUAUGGAAGCGAUGUCCCUCCUUCUGUGUGACAAAGAAGAGACAGGUCCUUUGCCAUCGCAGCUGAUGGCAGCACUGAGCACAAGGCAGAGGCAGGAGGGGCUUGUUGUAAGGGGCAAACAGUAGGUCUCAGCCAGGAGGCUUUAUGCCAGGAGAGAGAGCUUUCUUUCCACCUGAGAAGGGGACACACGAGGAUUGUGACGUUUGGCUACUUUGGAGGGAUAUAGCAUGUUUGUGGUCCUUGGUCAUCAAAUGUCCAAGCAAGGUAUAGAUACGCAACAGAGAAAGACAGAAGCAAAGGCGAAAAGGGCAGACAGAAGGGGCUCCCCACCCACCCCCACAAAAUGGAAAGUUUUGCAGAAAAGAUCAGGUGAAUCCAUGAAAGGCACUUCAGCAGCGCAUCACAGCUAGGAAAAAGAAGUUGCUGCGGAAGCAACCAACUAAUCUGCUGGUAAAACUGGAUUUAAAAGACUCUGUGUUCAGGAAUAGUGUGAGUUAUUCCUUGCAAGGGUAGGACUGGAGACCGACGAGUGCCAGGAGGGAGAAGAGGGCAGGAGCUGGGCUUUGUUAAGGGGACAGGUUGACAAUGGAAGUAAAUUGGGGGGUGGAGGAGAUGGGGCAUGGGGCACAAAGGGAAUAGGAGCAGCUAAGAUGGCAAAUAGGUGUCGGGGGAACUGGCACCCAGAAGGGUCCGGAUAGGAGACAUUGCAGAGAGAAGGACCUGGCCAGUCCCAGACUUGCUGCCUCCUCCUCCUCUUCCUUCCGUUCUUCUCCUCUUCCCUUCUUCUCUCCUACCUUCUCUUCCCUUUAUUCCUCUCCUCUCACCAGCUGCUUCCCACGCUGCAGUGUUUUCUCCAAAUUAGACUCUCUGUUCUCAUCAACAGUCCUGUGUCUUUAUUGCCAACAAGUGACGGAACAGAGAAAAGCCUUGCUAUCGCCUCUCCCUCUCUUCCUCAAAGAGAACUUUGGAUUCUUAUCUGGGGAGCAACAAUCCAGCAAGUGUGCUCCGUUUCUUCUGUUGUCUCUUUAUUAUCCUCAUCCUUUUCAUUCCCCCGUGUCUCCCGAUGUUUGUGUCUUUUCCUUGCCCCCUUCCCUCUUACGAAUUGGAAAUCAUGUACAGUCAGACCAGAUAAUGUUCUGCAAUGCACACUCUCAGCAAGAUGCUCGGUUUAAAGUGUCAGCCUGAAGUGAGAAGUCGGUGGCAAUGGCUAUGUGUUUUUGUGUCUGCCGGUGCUGAGAAGCCAUCAGAGCCAGGCUACGUCUACGUGGAUCUUGCUACUGAAAAUGGUAGGGCUGACGGAGAGGGAGCCAAGGAGUGUGGACCACGGGACUUUCUUGGCGAGAUUUGUCCAGAAGGGGUUUACUGACAGGAGGUGGCUUGCCCAGGGUCUCCCAGGGGGCUUCCUUGGCUGGUCAGGGCUUCUGGUCCCUGGCAUCCUAUGCAAGGCUCAGCCUACUUCAGUAAUGCCUGCUCCACAACCUGGUCAUUGCCUGCUGGUGCCUGGCAGCUAUCGCAGGCCCUUCCAGAAACAGCCACGAAGGCGACUUAGAUUGCAUCUGGCAUCAUCCAUUCGGAAGAGGGCACCUUUUCCCACAAAUACCUGGCUGCGGUUGUUCCUCCAAACAGGCACGAUUGGAGAAAGCGCCAGGGCAGCCGGUGGCUAGUUUUGCCAACUUGGCUCUUCUCCAUCAUGGAAAGAGGCACACUUGCAAUCCACCGAUCUUCCUGAGAGGAGCCAGCUUAGCUCUCUGUCUGGUUAGCUUACCAAAAGGAAAACCCUCCAUCCACUGUUGUGUGCUUCUUUUGAACAGGGAUUUUGGACAGAUACAUUUAAAGGAAUGACAUAGCUGUAAUAUAUUGCCAGUAUAGUGGUUCACAGUCAUCAUCUGAAUUGGAGAGACCAUGUACACCAGCCGUUCUAAUAAAUUCUGAUCCUUUCCAAUCACA